Messenger RNA from Pseudomassariella vexata, 3657 nucleotides. Its product is annotated as fungal-specific transcription factor domain-containing protein. Bases 395 to 3175 code for a protein of 926 amino acids. Lineage: Eukaryota; Fungi; Ascomycota; Sordariomycetes; Amphisphaeriales; Pseudomassariaceae. The transcript has 4 exons. Gene Ontology annotation, molecular function: DNA-binding transcription factor activity, RNA polymerase II-specific; zinc ion binding; sequence-specific DNA binding. Gene Ontology annotation, biological process: positive regulation of transcription by RNA polymerase II; DNA-templated transcription. The record is from RefSeq and is a predicted model, not a curated record.
CAAAAGUUCAGAGGCGUCAGAAUGAACCAAUCGGUUCUGAGGUCCCGUGCUGGAAUUGCUGCUUCAUCCCGCCGAGCUUUGCCGCACUGUCCCCAGCAUUGACUCAGGAGCCUCAUGCCACCUUCACCACCCUACUUUAGAUUCAUGCGAGCUUCCCGACGUUGUUCGUCCUUUGGAAAUCAUGAUAAUCACGACGCAGAUAAGCUCUUAACCCGACGACUUCACUCCCUGUUCCCCUGUGACCGGAUCCUGUGAUUGGCGAUCGCGAUUUAGUAAAGACCCCACCAGCGGUGCGCUCGACGAAACGAGAGCUCCCCACGCAUCGGUGGGUGAGACGAGACCUCCCAAGGCUGGUAGCCGCAACGUCAACACUCGAAACCAACUGGUUCUGCAGAUGGAUGCUUCAGAUGUAUUCCGCCACGUUGAGGGCUUCGGGAAAAUCCACCAUGCUCGUCUCCCGCAAGGCUUUCAGGUUCCGAGACACACCCUCAAGGUGCCCCGAGGAAACGAGCAUAGCGAGAGCGACGUAUCACAACGCAUUGCGCAUACCCUUACGGCUUGCUGCCGUUGUCGCCAGAGGAAAACUCGAUGCGACCCGACCCUGCCGCGUUGCCUGCCCUGUGAACGAUCCGGCUCAACCUGUGAAUACUUCGAUACCACCAAGGGCACAAAGAUUAGCCGGAACUAUGUCGUCAAGCUCCAGGAACGUGUGCGAGCACUUGAAGCCGAGUUGGGCCAUUACACUGAAGAAGAGGACUUCCCCAAGAACAAUGAAGACAUUAUCAGACCGGGAGGACUGGUGCGCCUUAAUGAGUCCGAUGAGACCCCGCGCUAUCUCGGACCAUCCAGUGGCAUUUCCAUGACGCGAAUCCUCAUGGAGGAAGCGAAGCGAUAUACUGACUCGAAGCACAUAUCCGAGUUGAUACCAGAGGUUCGCGUGAGACGGCAGGCUAUGACCGACGGCGGCGGCCUUAGUAAUCAUGGUCGGAGGUCGGUAUCCUUCAUACUACCACUGUCUUCAAGAAAGAAGAGUUAUCCCAUGAUCAGUGCCGUGCCGGCGGAAAACCUGCCGAGCCGUGAUAUGGCCGAUAAACUGAUGGAGGUCUUCCAUCAACGUGCUCAAGUGUUCACACCAACGCUACAUACAAGGAAGCUCGCUGCAGCAUUGGAGGAGGUAUACGGCGGAGGCCAGGACCCGUAUUGCAAUUUCGUGAUACGUAUUGUCAUGGCAAUCAGUAUGCAGAAAUUAGAUGCCAUGUAUGCAGGCCUGGCAGACAGUUUCUAUCUGGCGGCGAUGCAGUACUUUGAAGAUGUUGUUCGGUCGAAGGAUCUGAAGACACUCCAGUGUCUUGUAUUGAUUGGCCAGUACUCCUUGCUGACGCCAACGCGGACUGCUGUGUACUACAUCAUCGGUUUAGCAACGAGAAUAUGCCAGCAGCUAGGGCUGUCAGACGAAAAGACCAUCUCCAUGGGCGCAGGUGAUGCCUUGACAUUAGAUAUGCGAAGGCGGCUGAGCUGGAUCGUGGCCUCGAUGGAGUUCGGGUUAGCUUAUAGUAUGGGACGACCAAAUGGGUUCGCGAAAACCGACGAUACGGUGGACGUCAAGUUCUUUGAUACCGCAAGUGACGAUAAUAUUUCCGAAAACGGUAUAGCACCGGGCCCGCCAGACGAGAAGAAGCUGGUCGCCAUUCACUUCUGCAAGAUGAGGCUAUGCCAAGCUGAGAUCCGCCGGGUUUUAUACGAAAAGAAACAGCCAGAACCCAUGGACGAUCGGAAUCCGUGGUUUGCCAUGAUGGAAGCCAGAAUGGAAGAGUGGCGGAACACGUCGCCGGAGAACCCGGCAUGGUGCAAGCCUUGGUUCACGGGCAGAUAUCAUACAAUGGUCGUAAGCCUUCAUCGACCGUCGCCUCAAGUGCCUCGACCAUCGGUGAAAUCGGCCAUAAAAUGUUUCGACUCCGCUGCCUUCGUCAUCGGCAUAUCCAGCAAGCAGAUGAUGGCGGCCGCCGUCGAUAUCACCUGGGUGUUUCUUUUGACUCUGUACAUGGCGGUGAACACUAUUCUGUGGAGCGUCUCAUCGUAUCCAGAUAUUCGUGCGGCGCAUGCGCGUGAGGAAGUUCAGGAGCUCAUCAACGUUUCGCUCGAUAUACUCGAUCAGUGCACCGAGCGAUGGCCAGGAACUGCUGCGGCUUCCCAGCUUUACUCCACGUUUGCCAAGGCUUGUCUCCAGAGUUACGAAGCGAGAGACACACCCAUGCUCUCGAGCACAAGUACCUUCGAUACACCUCCUUCACAAGCUGACCCGAACUCCCCCUCCGCAUCUGAUGUCUCGAGCACAACGACCAUGUCCAAACCAAAUGCCUCGGCCUUCAAUCCGCCUCAAUUUGGAUACGUGUUCGACACUGCCCCGGAACCGGUCAACUUCGACAACUCCUUUCCAUCCCAGCCCACUUUCCGCUCCAACUCCAUAUUCUUGAAUCCGGCAUCCACGGAACCCACUAGCCGGCGCUUUAGCUAUUUCCCCCCUGACUUUACUCAGUCUACUGAAAAUCUUCUGCUCGAGGAAACCACUCCACCGGCAACCGAGUCAACCAUAUCUCCUCCCAUUCCGACUCCUCUAAAUCACCUCCCUACUCCGCCAGAGUCCAUUCCUCCCGGCGCUGGCGCGACCCCUUUGUCCAUGUCGACUCCUCUCCUAUCUGGCUCGAACCUGUCGACUCCUAACCUGACACAGGCUUCUCCCGUCGCAAUGCCAAACUCCAUGCCUCAACAACCACAACGACCUCCGCCUCCCACCUUCACCAUUCCGCCUCUUCCUCAACACCAUCAGACCCAGAGUCAGCGGCCACUACCUCCAUCUACCACGGUGACCGACUGGUUCAGCCCGCCACAGCCUUUCAUUUCGCCUUAUGCCUUUGGCGGCUCGGGUGGCAACGUCUGGGGAGACUCAGCGAACGGAAACGGUCUCGGCGUGAUGGGCGUAGGUGACUCCCCAUUUGCUGGACUACCUCCAGAGAGAAAAGGCAGCCUUAGCCAAGCACAGCAGACCGAGCUCAUGGGUGUGCUGGAGAGCGAGGGCAUGUCCGAUAUCAAGACAUAUCUCAACACCGGAGUCGACUUUGGGGACCUGAUGGAUACUUCAACGUUGGGCUUGAACUGGGGGAAUAGAACCUCGUGACGAGCGAGUCGGUUCCUGGAAAUCUAGGUGGGAUGAUGGCGCAAUGAGCUUUUACGGCCUUUUUAAGAUGUACUCAACAUUUCCGGUUUGGUGGGCAUGGCUCUAUAGAUACCAGGUUUUCAUAUUUACGGCAUUCAACGGCCGGUGGAUCUCUGUUUUUAUGAAUCUUACACGUUUUUAGCUUGCAUACAAUGUUCAACCUUUGAACUGGGGCAACCCAUUAUUACGAAUUGUCCACUGACACCAAUGGGAUAGACCCUGAUUGCCACUGCUGAAGUUCAAUGUGUCUUCCCUACUAGCGAAAAUUGUGAUAACGGUGGCUACUCGAGGCCUAAAGGAUCCUCUAUCUUAGCUGAACUCACGGUGGUAACCUCAUUCACAAGGAAUGCACUUUCCCAGCCCUUCAUACUUCGCGCCACACGAGGAUAAAGUCAUUGGUUGUGUUUGUGGAAGAAUUGGAUUGUAAAAAACUUGCAGGAUUU